Daphnia pulicaria is the source of this 3631-nucleotide messenger RNA. RefSeq names its product vang-like protein 2 (gene Vang). Gene Ontology annotation, biological process: Wnt signaling pathway, planar cell polarity pathway; establishment of planar polarity; multicellular organism development. The record is from RefSeq and is a predicted model, not a curated record. Gene Ontology annotation, cellular component: plasma membrane. NCBI's taxonomy places the organism in Eukaryota, Metazoa, Arthropoda, Branchiopoda, Diplostraca, Daphniidae. The transcript has 10 exons. The coding region runs from base 648 to 2777 and encodes 709 amino acids.
AAGAAGAAGAGUAUGGCGUGGCUUUAGCGUGCCGGAGCAGCUCAGUCGAGUGUGGACGCUUAGCCGCAACUGCAGCAGCUACCAGGAGCAGCAGCAACCAACCAACAAUUUUUAUUAUUUUGUUCGUGUGUGAUUGUGUGUGUGUGUGUGUGUGUAGAUUUUUAUUUUUUUAUUUUUUCCAGUGUCGGAGUAGAUCUGGAAGAAAUUUCUAAGAAAUAGAAGAAGAAAAAAAGUGUCGAUCUACACAUGAGUGUCGUCUGCAGUGAAUCGCUUAUUUCCAGGGAAUAAUAAGAUCAGAGACGAUUCCCAGGGAUUUCCAUUAUGGAUUAUCUGCUUACAAAGUUGUGAUUUAUUCGUGCGCGUUGUAUAUGGAUUAUUAUUAUUAGACACAAUCGAUCCGUCCGAAAAAAAGUCCAGCAGUGCGCACACCCAGCACCGGUGUGUAGAUUGAAAUCAGACACCGGAGAGAAAAAACAACUUCAACAGCAGCAGCGACUAUUGUGUGUGUGUGGAUGUAAUUGCACAUCAUCAUCAGACCAGCAGCAGCAGCAGCAGAGCGAGGCCGGAACAAACUCCUACACCUUUUGAAAUCAAAUUAAAAUAUAAAGCCGAGUGGAAAAUUUUCCCAUUUUCUUUAGCUGGAACGAAUGUACGACAACAUGACGACUUACAUGCUCUCGGAUUCGCCGGAAUCCGGAUCGGGAUCCAAUCACCAAAUCGGCGGAGGCAAUUCGAGUUCCAACGCUCCGUCGCUGAUCGGAUCGCCGAGAUCGACGCCCGUCUUCGGCAACAACGGCCACGCCCUCAAGACAAACGGCGGUUUGAUGAUGAACGGAUCAUCGUCCGGCGCUAAGGAGAUGGGCGGCCAUCAGAUGUGGAAUAAUGUUGGCCAUCCACAGCAGCAGAUGCAGUCGCCCGUCGCCCAGCCACCGCUGCCACCGCCGCACCAUCACCGCAACAACGUCAUUGUGGACGACCGCGAGGAGAACCAAUCGCUGCGCUCCGAUCACUCCAAUUCCAUGGCCGGCGGCCUGUCGUCUUCCAAUCGGGCCCACUCCAGAUCCUCACGCCACCAGCACCAGCACAGCAACCGGCCGCUGGCCUCGACCCAGUCCGGCAAGAGCACCAGUUCCGGCCACCACCGAUCGCACAGGAGCGCAAGGGCGGGACAACAGCGGGAUCACCCGAUUUCAUCGUCGCCCAUGCAAACAUCGGCCGUCCUCGGCGACCGCAGCAACAACCAGCACCAAGAAGUCAUCGAAGUCCAGAUCCUACCUCAGGAUGACGGAUGGGGCGACAACGCCACGGCUCUGACGGGCAACACGUCCGUGGCCUCCGGAUCGAUGGAUGACGUGUCGAGGCUGGGCGGCGGAGACGGCGGACGCGGUGGCGGAGGCGACGGAGGGCCUAACGAUCCGGCCUGGUCGUCCAACGCCAUGGGCCAGUUCCAGAGCCAAGGCGGCCACCUCGGCUGGAAUUUCAAAUGCCAGCGCUACCUGGGCUCCAUCACGGCUGCCGUCUUGGCCGUCCUGGCCGUCAUGACGCCCGUGGCCAUGGUCCUCCUGCCGCGGAUGCAGAUCGUUCCGCUCCGCUCUGAGCAGCUGCGCUGCCCGGCCGAGUGCGAAGGACUGCUCAUCACCCUGACCGUCAAGCUGGUCCUGCUGGUCCUUGGCAGCUGGGCCGUCUUCUGGCGGCCCACCAGGGCCACCAUGCCGCGCAUCUUCUUUCUCAGGACCCUGGUCCUCCUCCUGGUCUUCGUCACCACUUUCGCCUAUUGUCUUUUCUACGGUGUUCGGGUGGUCGAGCAACAGGAUCAGCUGGACUACAAGGCGAUUGUGACGUUCGCUUUGUCGCUGGUCGACGCUCUUUUGUUUGUCCAUUAUGCUGCCGUUUUGCUCCUGGAGAUCCGCCAAAUGCCGCCCAGGUAUUACCUACACGUCAUCCGCAGUCCUGACGGCAUUUCCAGGGGCUACCCGAUCGGAGCCAUAUCGAUCCAGCGGGCCGCCGUCUGGUUGCUGGACAAGUACUACACGGAAUUUCCGAUUUACAACCCGUUCCUGGAGCGGCUGCCGCCCAGGAGGAGCCGCUCAAAGUUGGCCCAUUCGUCCUCGUUCAAAUUCUACGACCUGGACGCCCAGAACAAUCACGGCUCCCUCAAUCCGGGUAAUGCCAGGGGCGUUUUGUCGACGACCAGCUCAUCGACGACGGCCCGUCGCAACAAUUCCAGCCACAACGAGAGAUUUUACGAAGAGCACGAAUACGAACGACGUUUGAAAAAGAGGCGCGCCCGUUUGGUCACGUCCGCCGAAGAGGCUUUCACCCACAUCCGACGACUUCAAGCCGAACCAGGACCGGCCGUUCCGAUGGAUCCUUACGAAGCGGCCCAGGCCAUUUUCCCGUCGAUGGCCCGCCCGUUGCAAAAGUACCUGAGGAUCACGCGCCAGCAGCCACGCCACACGGUCGAGUCCAUCCUCCAGCACCUGGCCAUCUGCCUCAGUCACGACCUCUCCGCCCGCGCCUUUGUCGAAAAGUUCCUGGCUGCCUCGCCCGUCAUGCAGAACGACAAGGAAAAGUGUCCGAUUCAGACGUGGUCGCUGGUGUGCGACGUCCUCCUGUCGCGUGGCAUCGAGGACGGGACCGUGUUCCAGCUGAGGCAGGGCGACGUCUCGCUCCUUUGCCGCAUCUCCAACUUGCCGCACUUCAACAUCACCGAGGAGAUCAUCGAACCCAAAUCCAACAAAUUCGUCCUGCGGCUCAGUUCCGAAACUUCCGUCUGAUGAAAUAUUCAAGUGGACGGACGGACUCGUCGGAAUAAAUUUGUUGUAAAAAAAUAAUUCAGUUCAUUUGACCAAUUAAAUUUGUUUUGUUUUUUUCGUUUUCUUUUCAAAAAAAUUUGUUUUCCCGCGCUGGAUAAUAAUUUUUGAAACAAGAAACUAGUCGUCUUGCGUAAUUCGUGUCCUUUUCUUGCGUGCGACCCCCCCAAUUUUUUUAUUUCCGGUUUGAUCGUUGAUAAUAUUCAGAAAAAAAAUACUCGCAAACAUAUCGAAAGAUAAGAAGAAUUAAUGGCCUCCGGACUCGAUAAUAAUUAAUAAAAUUGUUACGUCCAUUUUUGGCUAAUAAUUAUAGACACGCUGAUUAAUAAUAUGAUUGGCUCAACAAUAUGUGUUUUGGGUUUUUUUUUUUUUGCUGUGUGUGUGUACAUAAUCAUGUUAUAGUCGAGGGCAAAUAAUGAUAAUGAUAAUAAUAAUAAUAAUAAAAAUAAGGGAACCUCAUUCUUCGCACCCGUAACAAUUUUUUUUCCCGACACCCACGCAAAAAUUGGCCAUUGUUCACGCGGGCUCUGAUUUAUUUUGUUUGAUUUAAAAAAGAAAUUCUUUUUUUUGUUUUUGUUUUUGUUGGUCUAAUAACAAUUGCUGAUGAUGUCGACUUUCUCCCUUUGUUAUUUGGUUAUUUCUCUCGCCUAUUCUUUUCUCGACGAUGUGUUGUAUACGUGUGUAAUAAUUGACACCCCCAUUUCUGUUGGCAACAACGAAGUUAUUAGACACAAGUACACACAACACACGGUGGAAUGUAGGUGCCAUGCGUCAUCAUCCCCCUCCAUUUGAAAAAUAAAAUACAAGAAAAAAAAUGA